Messenger RNA from Photinus pyralis (common eastern firefly), 1752 nucleotides. RefSeq lists its product as uncharacterized. The record is from RefSeq and is a predicted model, not a curated record. Bases 32 to 1723 code for a protein of 563 amino acids. Gene Ontology annotation, molecular function: ligand-gated monoatomic ion channel activity. The transcript has a single exon. Gene Ontology annotation, cellular component: membrane. Lineage: Eukaryota; Metazoa; Arthropoda; Insecta; Coleoptera; Lampyridae.
GUUUAAGUGUUGUAAUAGAAGUAACACGACAAUGAAAGUGUUUGCGCCGUGUGUCAUUUUUCUAUCUUUCUUAAGUACCACAAUUAGUAUUUCGCUCAAAAAUAAUCAGACGUCCUCGAAGGUAUGUACAGAAAAAGUGAUCACAUCGAUUUUUGGAGCCGAAACACUUUACUAUGUAUUCAAUGGAAGUAGUGAUCUGUUACCGUUCAAUUUAAGAAAUCCAAGGAUUGUUAUUAACACUAGUCGUCCUAUACGUUCCUUAAAGAGGAAGAUUUCGAAUAAUUUCAUAUUUGAAGUCAGAAAUUUGAAUUUUCUUAAAAAAUUUAUUUUUUAUCUGCAAUAUACAGGCACAUGGAAAAUGUAUGAUCAUGUCAUUGCAAGAUCACUUGUUGUUACCGAUCAGGUAUGGCGAGUGGAAAUGAUUUUCAGUGUACUAUGGAAUCACGGCUUUACAUAUGUGAAGGUUUUGGUGAUCAACAAGGAUGAAGAUGCAAGAUCGCUGUUAUUUACAGCUAAUCCGUAUGAUGUUCAGAACUAUUGCGGCAGACUUCCGAACAGAAUGCUUCUUCAAAGCUGCGAUCAACCGAUUGCCGACACCUUUCCACGUCGUAUCACAAAUUACCACGGAUGUUACAUAGCAUUCUCUUCUGAUGCCUUUACGAAGUAUUUGGAUAAAUUUAAUCGCAGAAAUUUUACAAUCAUUAUCGCGGUUGAAAUGUUCAAUAUCUCUUUAAACGAAGCUCAAAAGAAUCACGAAACGAUCAGAGUAGAUGAUGGGCAAGUAAUUGGCUCUAGGUCAGGAAAUUAUCGUACGACUCACGUGUAUGCACAAGACGUCAUGGUGUGGAUAGUUCCACCAACAAAUGCGAUUUCGGCAUUGGAGAUUUUGGCAGUUAAUUUUGAUCUGGAGGUUUGGAUAUUAGUUUCGGUGAUUUUUGCAUUAUUUACCUUAGCUUGGUAUGUUUUGGACAAAUUCAAAACAACCUUGGGCGACAUUGUUCUGAAGACUUUUGGGAUCACGCUAUUUGGAAGCACCAAUCGCAUUACCCAAUCUUCAAAAUUAAGAUUCAUAAUUCUGUGCUACAUUAUAUACAGUGUGCACAUACAAACAGCGUACAUCUCAAACCUAAUGCGCCUGAUGACUUCACCUCCAACAAGGCAACCGAUUCGCAAUUUAAAGGAACUGCUAGAGGCGGAUAUUCCAAUUUGUUUGUGUGAUAGUGCCGCUUUCUUGAUGUAUGGAUCCAGGUUGCCAGAACUUGAAAAAAUAUACACCAAGAUACAGUUGUCAUGUCAUUUCCGCAAAACUCGCGAUCCUCGUGUGUUGCUGGAGGCUUGGUUUGCACGUCCCAAUUUCUCGAUCGCCCUCCCAUUGAAAACACUACACGUACUGACACUGAGUUUACAAAUGCGCACUCCAAACUACUUCGUGCAUAAUCACAUUUUACCUCCCGUGAUGCACACGUUUGCAACUGGAAAAAGUGGUUUCAUUAUCGACAGUUUAAACAUAAUCAUCGAGAGAUUGACCGAAAGCGGGUUGUACGAUAAAGUAGACAGAGAUCAGAAGUUUUACGAAGACCUCAAAAAACGAGUAUUAGCGCAAGAAGAAGUAAUAGUAGCGCUAUCUUUGGAGCACUUGAAUGGAAUUUUUAUUGUAUACUGUUUUGGUUUGUUAUUAUCUGUAUUGGUGUUUAUUGUAGAACUGAUUGUCCAUCGUUUUUAAAUGUCGUUUAAUCCGCAAAUUGCACUUUA